ACAGAGUGCGGUUGUGGUUCCAUUUUCAAAUUUGACAGUUCGCGCCAAAACUUGUGACGUUUGAUUGUGAUAACUUUUGACGUUUUGUUUUUUAUUGAUGCUCAGGCCACGCGUUACGGGACGAAGAGAAAGUUUAUUAUUAUAAUAAUAGCAAAACCACAUGUGCAAACCGCCAUAUGUACACCUCUUAGACUACAGAACCUUAGGUAAAUGAACUUAGCAACAUGGCUGACUAUGAUAUCAUGCCGUGUUACGACGAAGACGAGUUGUUCCAAGACAGAAAUGACAGCGUCACAGACCUUCACGCGUAUUACAUGAGUCAAUUCAACCUAGAAUUAGAACAUGGAAAUAAGAAAAAAGACACUUUUAAAUAUGGCGUCGAAGAGAGCUUCGAUUUUGAAGUCUUAGAUAAUUGGAACACCAACAAUGUUAAUGACUUUGGAGGUAUGAACAAUGCAAUUGAAAGUAGUAUAAACGAACAGAAUAUUAAAGAGGUGCUGCUAGAUCUAGACAGCAUUGAGUUUGAAGAAAAAGAUAUCUCAGUAGAUACCAAAGUGACGGAGCACAAACAAUUCAAAACAAAUGACUACAUAGACGACGAGUCGCUAAUUGAUGAGCUUUGUAGAGAAGAAGGCGAAACGUGCCGAUUAACACCUGAAGGCUUCAACGAAGAAUACCUGUCUACAGCUACUAAUGAAAAGAACCUAUUGCCUUCAAUAGAAACAGUAUUUUCCAAAAGAUAUUGUUACAACACUACAGAAGAUCAAUCGCACAAUUAUACCAAUGUAAACGAGACGGUCCUUCCAAACAACGAAGUAGUAAUAGAAAAUCUAGAUCACUACAGCUAUCCAAAUAACAUACUGUACAAUUUGGAUGCUGAGAAGCAGUACAUUUUACCUGAUACCCCUACCAGUUGUACAGAAUUUAAUUUUGAAGCUGGUAAUCGGAAAGUAUCAGUAUCAGAAUCUAUUGAGAGUGAUGUACAGAGUUCGAGUUAUUAUGACGAAAAUUCCGAAACCUUUGACGAGGAAGAUCUUUUCAUUAAUUUAGAUGAUUUCGGUCUACAUUUCGAGAAUGAAAAUGAAGAAUAUCAGUCGGGGAAGGCGCAGAAUGAAGCGAAAGCAGAAAAGGAAAACAUUCAAGGUGAAAAAGUAUGUUUAUGGGAACACUGUUACGAGCGGUACCCGAAUCAAAACACCUUGGUGGAGCACAUAGAGCGAGCCCAUGUCAACAGCUACAAAGGCGACGAAUUCAGCUGCCUCUGGCGAGAGUGCGCGCGCGCACGCCGCCCGUUCAACGCGCGCUACAAGCUGCUCAUACACAUGCGCGUCCACUCCGGACACAAGCCUAACCGGUGCCAUCACCCUGGUUGCGGCAAGGCGUUCUCCCGGUUGGAGAACCUGAAGAUUCACAUCAGGUCGCACACCGGCGAGAGACCCUACACCUGCCCAGCACCUCACUGUAGGAAGGCUUUCUCCAACUCCUCGGAUAGAGCUAAGCACCAAAGGACUCAUUUCAAUGCGAGGCCGUACGCCUGCGGUGCUCCUGGCUGCGGCAAGAGGUACACGGAUCCCUCUUCCCUCAGGAAGCACGUCAAAUCCCACCCUCACAUCGCCAACGCACCCAGAACCUGCAUAGCACCCUCCAGACCCAUGAGGAGACCAGACCAUGAACAGCUGGUGCCCAGCUCGCCAGCCAAACUGGCGACUUUAAGGUGUAUACGGGAUAAACUUACUGUGCCAAAGAUGCACAGGAUGUAGAGACAACUAU
Messenger RNA from Ostrinia furnacalis (Asian corn borer), 1770 nucleotides. RefSeq names its product zinc finger protein 418. Gene Ontology annotation, cellular component: nucleus. Gene Ontology annotation, molecular function: RNA polymerase II cis-regulatory region sequence-specific DNA binding; DNA-binding transcription factor activity, RNA polymerase II-specific. The transcript has 6 exons. The record is from RefSeq and is a predicted model, not a curated record. NCBI's taxonomy places the organism in Eukaryota, Metazoa, Arthropoda, Insecta, Lepidoptera, Crambidae. Gene Ontology annotation, biological process: regulation of transcription by RNA polymerase II. The coding region runs from base 225 to 1760 and encodes 511 amino acids.